This is a messenger RNA of Tyto alba (common barn owl), 2349 nucleotides long. It is a transcript of the gene NAA20, whose product is annotated as N-alpha-acetyltransferase 20, NatB catalytic subunit. The coding region runs from base 1050 to 1586 and encodes 178 amino acids. Lineage: Eukaryota; Metazoa; Chordata; Aves; Strigiformes; Tytonidae. Gene Ontology annotation, biological process: N-terminal peptidyl-methionine acetylation. Gene Ontology annotation, cellular component: NatB complex. The transcript has 6 exons. The record is from RefSeq and is a predicted model, not a curated record. Gene Ontology annotation, molecular function: protein-N-terminal amino-acid acetyltransferase activity.
CAGAUUGCAGUGUGGGACAGGUGAGGUGUUUAGUCAGUGCAAUGGCGAGUGGGAUGUUCAGGAGAAGUCAUGUUUUGGUGUAGAGAGAAGGUGUGGGGUUCAUUUGGCUUGAGGUGAUCAUCUGCUGGGCGGGGCAGUUCUAGCCUGCGUCAGUGUUGUGGUGUCGUUUGUGUAGUUUGUGUUCUGUGUCCUAUACCAUACUUAGGUUUUGAUGGUCACCCCCUGCUCUUUGCGCUCAGAGAGCUCGGUGUGCACCUUAGUAGGCAUUCAUAGGGUCUUGACUGCAUUGUCUCAUUGACAUUGUGCCAGUUGUGCACUUCUUGUCUAGCAAAGCCAGAAGUGUGGAUCUAUCUUGUGUGUUUUGCACCACAGUUGUCAUCUUUGCAGCAGUGAUCCAGGCUGUGUCAGCAGCUCUUGAGUGUUCAAUUUCCACAGUGUCCUCUUUUGGGGUUUCUUCUCUGCAUCCUUAGUCUUAGGUCUUGGUGCUUGGCUGCUUGGGCAUCUGUUGUCCCAGUUUUGACUAACAUUCUGUCCACAGGCCACGGUGUUUGACUGCGUUUCCCAGGUCCGCCACAGAGCAUCUGUGCCAUGCUGUUGUGGCACUGUAGGCCUUCUCCCCUGGCAGCAUCUUCCCUCCUCUGGGAGUUGUUUUGCGUGUGGUGUUUUUGCAUAUUACGGUCAUGUUGUGUCCAGUGUGGGCCUGUGUGCGUGCUUGGGGUGGAGCUGUCGUUGGGCGCUGCACAAGCUCUCCCUGACUGCCAGAGCCAGGCUGCAAGAGUCUCCCAGCACCGCAGUCCCGAUGGCCCGUCUCCACCGCUCCUCGCUCCGCCGCAGGCGGCCUCAACCUGCCCGGCCGCCGCUCUCAGCGCCCCCCGCCAGCCGCUGCGCCCCCGCCGCCUUUUCCCGGUACGGCCCGCCGCCAGCUGUGGCCCGACGGGGGCGGAGCCAGGGCGCGCUGCUUCCGCUACCACGCCUCCGUGGCGGAAGGGGCCCUUGGGCAGCGGGAGAGCUUCCGGGGCGGAGGCAGCGCCGGGGCGAGCGGCCGCGGCAUGACGACGCUCCGCGCCUUUACCUGCGACGACCUCUUCCGCUUCAACAACAUCAACCUGGACCCGCUGACGGAGACCUAUGGGAUCCCCUUUUACCUGCAGUAUCUGGCCCACUGGCCCGAGUAUUUCAUUGUCGCCGAGGCGCCCGGCGGGGAGCUCAUGGGUUACAUAAUGGGUAAAGCCGAAGGCUCUGUGGCUAGAGAAGAAUGGCAUGGACACGUUACUGCUCUCUCUGUUGCACCAGAAUUUCGGCGGCUGGGUUUGGCUGCUAAAUUGAUGGAACUACUAGAAGAAAUUUCAGAAAAAAAGGGUGGAUUUUUUGUUGAUCUCUUCGUGAGAGUGUCAAAUCAGGUUGCGGUAAAUAUGUAUAAGCAACUGGGCUACAGUGUGUACCGGACAGUAUUAGAGUACUACUCUGCUAGCAAUGGAGAACCAGAUGAAGAUGCUUAUGAUAUGAGAAAAGCUCUUUCCAGAGAUACGGAGAAGAAAUCCAUCAUACCUCUGCCUCAUCCUGUGAGGCCAGAAGACAUUGAGUAACUGUAAGAUGUGAUUCUCAGUCAACUUACUAAGGGCGUCAGGUUCCUUCACCCCUCAGCCCCCAGGAAUUUAUGGAUGAGAAGUCAUAGGCUCAGUGGUUUUCCCCAUAAAAUACCAAAAAGCAAUAUUGAGAAGCUUACUAAUACUGCUUCUGUUGUUAAUGGCUGCAUACUCCUGCGCUUAUCCCAUUAUUUUUCCUUUCGAAUAUUGGAAAUUCAGAGACUAUUAAAAUAAAAUUAUCUCAUGUAUGGUGUUUUCUUUCAAACCAAAAUAACUGAAGUCAGUAACAGUAAAAACUCUUUAAAUGCAUUUAUUCAUGACCAGCGAAAGUACUGUGCAAUACCCAAAAAAACAGCAGGGAAAGGCACUGUAUUAAUAUUUGCAUAGAAGAUAAACCCGCUAUACAUGAUGUAGAAGUAUCUUUUCCCCUCUUCAUGGCACAGGCAUGUGACUGAACUUAAGUUCACUGUUGACUUGAAAAAGCCAAGACAGCUCAAGCAGUCAAGGCUUUCUCUCCACUGUGGACCAGAUUCAAGACAAAUUCUGUGUUAAUGUGCUGUGUCUGCUGAAGUAAUCAGUGGUAAAGAUUUGUUUUCUCAUACUCUUGCUCGAUUUCAAGGUCAGCGUAGGAUUUCCAAAGAACCUGCAAAAGCAAGAUAUCUCCUUACAUUUACAGCAUCUUCAAACAAAGCUAUAUCCAACACUGAGAUAAUGUAUUUUUUUUUUUAUGGAGACGCAUGAAUAAAUGUGGAAUUUGCUGAAA